AUGCUGGCAGGCCUCCUGCUGUGCUCGGCCACAGGCCUGCUGAUGGUGGAUCAGCGCAGAGAUGCAGAGGAAGACCAGGAGCGCAACAAAGCCAUCUUAGAAAUGCUACACAUUAAUAAAGUGUCUGCGAGCCAUCAGGCCAAGCCACAUCCUUACAUGAGGGAGAUAUAUCAGCGUUUGGACUCACUGGAGGUUCAAGACUUUGCGAGUUCAGAUGGAACGCUGGUGCAGAGUUUUCGGAGUGUUGUUGGUCCACAUUACGCUCGUCCAGGCUGGAUCUGGUUUAAUGUCAGCAGCCUGGACCCCUCCAUGCUGGGGGCAGAGUUGGUUCUGUUCAGGAAGACCCUGCACCCCCGCCCCAUCAGUGUGACUGUGACCCUGCACAGUGUCACAGCCUGGCAGGGAGCUCUGAAGGAGAGUCCAGCCCUAGAGGACAGACUGCUGUCCCUGGACCAGCGGGCCUCAUCUGGAUAUGAUGUGUUUGAUGUCUCAGCUGUUCUGCCUGUGAAGCCUCUGGGAGGGGUGGGCUUUCAGCUGCAUUAUACAGACGAGCGUGGGAGUCUGGUCCUCCAUGAAGCCCUCACACAAAGUCUUUACUGUUUAAACAGAGGAUCCCUGAGGGAACCCUUGCUGGUGCUUUACCAGUCACCCCCCCUCCACAUCUGACUGUGACCACUGUUAGUGUGAAGCUGAUCACUAAAUCAACCCCCCCCACCUGAUGUGGUGCCUAUGCAAACUGUUUGAGCACAAAA
Molecule: messenger RNA, 752 nt
Organism: Trematomus bernacchii (emerald rockcod)
Lineage: Eukaryota; Metazoa; Chordata; Actinopteri; Perciformes; Nototheniidae
Exons: 2
Coding region: 1-666 (221 amino acids)
Source: RefSeq, a predicted model, not a curated record